Messenger RNA from Calypte anna (Anna's hummingbird), 3595 nucleotides. It is a transcript of the gene CEP131, whose product is annotated as centrosomal protein 131. The transcript is spliced from 27 exons. The record is from RefSeq and is a predicted model, not a curated record. Gene Ontology annotation, cellular component: centriolar satellite. Bases 91 to 3438 code for a protein of 1115 amino acids. Gene Ontology annotation, biological process: cilium assembly; regulation of centrosome duplication; intraciliary transport involved in cilium assembly. Lineage: Eukaryota; Metazoa; Chordata; Aves; Apodiformes; Trochilidae.
CAGCCGUGCGGCCGCUCCGGGGGGCGGUGUUUGAGCCCUGGGGGGUUCCGGGGCCUGGAGAGCUCCGAGGGCCUCUCUCCCUGCUCCAGCAUGAAGAGCAGCUGCAGCAGCUCCUCCGUCCCGGGUGCUGGUUCUGCCAGCACGGAUCUGGUCCUGACGGGCCUCCCCAUGCCGGUGUCCCGGCGCCCCGGCAGUGCCUCUCCCACCAAGCACAUGGCACGCUCCAUCUCUGUCACUGCUGACAGCAAAGCCAAGAGGAACGCUCUGGAAGAUGCAGGAUCCAGGGCCAUGAACAACCUAAGGAGGUCCAGCAGCACCACCCAGGUGCCCCAGCGGGUCAGCAGUGCCUGCAGCCCAGAGCAGAGCAGAGACUUCCUGAGCCUCUUUGAGAGCAGUUCUGGGGGAAGAAAGAAGCCAACGGGUCUGAGCAAAACUUCCCCAGAAAAGAAAACCACUUGGAACAUCUUGGAUGAUCAGCCACAAGUGUUCCCGGGCCCCUCCAGCUCCUGUGGGGCUGAGCCACCAGCAGGAAUGAGGAGGAAGGAAAGCACCGUGCUGCUGGCAGCCAACUUCACUGCCAACAACAGGAGCAACAAGGGCGCGAUGGGCAACUGUGUCACCACCAUGGUGCACAACAACUACUGCACUGCUGAGAAGGGCCCCGUGCCCAAGAGCUCCAACCAGGCCCCCAGCUCCCUCAACAACGCUGUCAAAGCCACCUCGAAUGAGGAGGGUGAGAGCAGCAGCUUGGCCAAGUCCCAGAAGAACUUCUCCAGCAACAACAUCAUGACCCGCAACAACAACAGCAGCAGCAGCAGUGGGGGUGGGGGUGGCCUCCCCCGCAGGAAGGAGGUGACCGAGGAGGAGGCAGAGAGGUUCAUCCAGCAGGUGAACCUGGCUGCUGUCACCAUCCAGCGCUGGUACCGCCGGCACUCGCAGCGGCGCAGGGCGGCAGCGGCGGCACUGGGGCGGUUGUUGGCUUCCAAAAGAGAGGAAAGGCAGCAGCAGGUGCAGGAAGGGAAUAUCCUGGAUUUGCACGAGAGGAAGGACGAGGAACGCAGGAAGAUCCGAGAGGAGAAGGCCCGGCUGGCCCGGCACGCUGCCAUCCAGGAACUGCACCAGAAAAGGGCCCAGAAAGUCUCGGAUGCAAAGCACUUGGCAGAAGAGGAGGUUGGGCUGGGGAAGGAGAGCAGACGGGUAGUAAAGAAGAAGCCUGCCAAGCCUGCCCCUGCCAGCCCUGGUCCUGCUGGCAGUGUCACCAAGGCCAAUAAUGCUGUGCCUGAGCCCAGUCUGGUUCCUGCAGAGGCCAAUUUCCACUCGGUAGCUGUGGAGCCAGAAGAAAGCAGCCUGGCAGAGCUGAGCUCCCAGCCCUCACGGGACCCCAGGGCAGAGGAUAAGCUGCAGGAUGUGAGCUCCAGGGAGCUGGGUGGCGAGGAGCUGGAGCCGGUGGUGGGAGCUGCCAGCAGGGCGCAGUCCAAGGUGACGCUCAGUGAGCUGCUGGACACCCUGCGGCUGCUGGAGGAGGAGCCAGAGCUGCUGCCCCCACCGAAGCUCUUCAGAAAGGAGAGAUACGCCUGGGCAGAGGGGGAGCCCAGCUCCAACUCCCUGACUGCUGAUAACCUGGAGAAGUUUGGGAAGCUGAACCACUCGCCGGGGGUCCCGGAGGAUGGGGCCCUGCUCUCUGAGGCCAAGCUCCAAAGCAUAAUCAGUUUUCUGGAUGAGAUGGAGAAGUCAGAACAGGAGAGGCCCAGGUCAGCUGCCUCGGCCACGCAGCGGGAGGGUCUCCUCUCCGAGGAGGAGCUGGCACAUUUGGAGCAAGCCUCAGCUGUUGCCACGGAGGUGACAAGCUCCAUCGUGAGGCUGAAGCUGGAAGUGGAGGAGAAGAAGAGAGCCAUCAGCCUGCUGCAGACUGCCCUGGCUCAGCAGAGAGAACUGACAGACCGACAUGUCAAACAGACUGAGAAGGAGCUCAGCCACCAGCUGAGGCUGCAGAGGGAGCAGUAUGAGGCAGCCAUCCAGAGGCAUCUCACCUUCAUCGACCAGCUCAUCGAUGAUAAGAAGGUGCUGAGUGAGAAGUGUGAGGCUGUGGUAGCUGAGCUGAAACAGGUGGACCAGAAGUACAGCAAGAAGAUCACACAGAUGCAGGAGCAGCACGAGCUGGUCUGGCGCACUUUGGGCCCCUUUUGUGAGGAGAUUAAGAAACUGAAGGAAGUGAUGAGUGCCACUGAGAAAAUCCGUCGGGAGAAGUGGAUUGAUGAGAAAACCAAAAAGAUCAAAGAAAUCACUGUGAAAGGGCUGGAGCCAGAGAUCCAGAAGCUGAUUGCCAAGCACAAGCAGGACAUCAGGAAGCUGAAGAUGCUGCACGAGGCUGAGCUGCUGCAGCUGGACGAGCAGGCAGCCCGGCGCUACGACCGGCAGGCAGAGGAGCUGCGGGGGCUGCUGGAGAGGGAGAGGGAGGAGCAGAGCCAGAGGGAGAGGGAGCUGGCCCGGCAGAGGUGUGAGCAGGAGGAGCAGGAGCUGCAGCAGCAGCGGCGCCGGCUCUAUGCCGAGGUGGCCGAGGAGAAGGAGAGGCUCAGCCAGCAAGCGGCCAGGCAGCGAGCGGAGGUGGAGGAGCUGCGGCGGCAGCUGGAGGCCAGCAGCUUGGCUGUCACCAGGGCUCUGAAGGAGGAGUACAUCAAGGAGAAGGAGGAGCAGGAGAGGCGCCAUCAGGCAGAAAUCAAGGUGCUGAAGGACCGACUGGAGAUGGAGAGGCAAGCCUGGGAGGCCAACUACGUGAAGAAGGAGGAAGCCUGGCUGCUCUCCCGGGAGCGGGAGCUGCGGGAGGAGGUGAGGAAGGAGAGAGACAAAGAGAUCGAGUUGGUGAUCCAGCGCCUGGAGGCUGACAUGUCCUCUGCCAAGGAGGAGUGUGAGAGGGCAGCAGAGAACAGGAUUAAAAGGAUCCGAGACAAGUAUGAGGUGGAGCUCCAGGAGCUGGAGAGGUCUGAGAGAAAGCUGCAGGAACGUUGCAAUGAGCUGAAGGGGCGUUUGGCAGAGCUGGAAGGGGAGAGCAUCCGUCUGCAGGGCCUGCUGAAGCACAAGGAGCAGGAGGUGGAGGAGAUACAGAAGGUGAGGGACCAGCUGGCCCAGGAGCGGAGCAGCUUGGCAGAGGUGAUCAGGCAGGAGUUUGCUGACAGGCUGGUGGGGACAGAGGAGGAGAACAAGAGGCUAAAGGCAGAGAUGGCAGAGAUGAGAGCCCGGCAGCGCCUGGAGCUGGACAGGAUCCUGCGGGAGAAGGACCAGGAGCUGGAGGAGGUUCACAGGAGGGUGAAGACUGCAGUGGUGAGGAAGGAGGAGAGCGUGAGCAGCCUUCGGAAGCAGUACGAGGCAGCUGUGCAGAGAGCCAACCACCUGGAAGCCCUCCUGGAGCAGCAGCGGAAGCAGCUGCUGGCCCCAAAAUGACAAGUCCAGGCUGGGGGGGCUCAGAGGUGCUCGGGGGGAGCAGACACCUCUGGCCUCUCCCUUCCCUCCAUCCUCAUCCUGGUGCCAUGAGCCCUCCUGGGGCACUCAGCACCCUUCAGGAGUUCAGUAUUUUGACAAUAAACCUCUGAUUUCUACA